Poecilia reticulata (guppy) is the source of this 3696-nucleotide messenger RNA. Its product is annotated as glycoprotein endo-alpha-1,2-mannosidase-like protein. Gene Ontology annotation, molecular function: alpha-mannosidase activity. The record is from RefSeq and is a predicted model, not a curated record. NCBI's taxonomy places the organism in Eukaryota, Metazoa, Chordata, Actinopteri, Cyprinodontiformes, Poeciliidae.
GACGUUUCUGAUGCAGAUUAGCAAAAUGAGAGAGGAAGGGAGCAACAGAAAGUUAAAUAUCUCCCAAACAAAUGUGCCAGGCUGUCUGCUGCGAUCGGACUGCAGCCAUGCAUAGUUCAGCUGAAAUUCUGUCGGGACACUUACAGAGAGUUGUUUGCAGAAUCUUAGUUGUGCUUCGUCUGGAAAACUGGUUUAUUCGCGCCGUUCUCAUCCCAUGCAACCCUUACCAACCAUGGCAAGGCUGCGGAGGAAGGUUUGCGUUGCCCUGUUUCUGUUCACCCUCUUCAUUUUCGGGUCUCUGAUGGGACUGAGGACCCUGAAGCCUACUGACGGAUUCUCGGAUCUGGCUCCUGGCUUGGAGCUCCUGCCGAUCUUAGGAGGGAGGAUGUCCCGGGAAGCCACCGCGUCCCCAGUCCAAGCCCGCCCGCAAGGGGGAAACGCAAAAGCGGUUCUGUCCAACUCCGGUCCAGAGGGGACAAUAUUCUACGACGUUCACAUAUUUUACUACACUUGGUACGGAAGCCCUCACAUGGACGGGAAAUACAUCCACUGGGACCACAUCCUGGUCCCCCACUGGGACCCCAAGGUCGCAUCCAGCUACCCGAGAGGAAAACACAUGCCGCCCGAGGACAUCGCCUCCAGUUUCUACCCGGAGCUGAAUUCGUACAGCUCCCGGGAUCCGGACGUGUUGGAGUCCCACAUGGAGCAGAUCGGAGCCUCCGCGGCAGGGGUUCUGGUGCUGUCUUGGUAUCCUCCCGGCCUCGCUGACGACAACGGGGAACCCGCUGAGGAUUUGGUGCCAGCUGUACUGGAUGCUGCAUACAGACACAGCCUGAAGGUCGCAUUUCAGAUCCAACCCUACAGAGGAAGAAAUGACCAGACUUUGCACGACAACAUCAAGUACAUAAUUGACAGGUACGGUGAUCAUGGGGCCUUCUACAAGUUCACCUCCAGCACAGGGAAGAGUCUUCCUCUCUUCUACAUCUAUGACUCCUAUCUGACUCCACCAGAGUCCUGGUCUGAAUUUUUGACUCCCACCGGCUCCCACAGUGUGCGCGGCUCCCCGUACGACUCCAUGUUCAUCGCUCUGAUUGUCGAGGAGCGUCACAAGCAUGACAUCCUGGCAGGUGGCUUCGACGGCAUGUACACUUUCUUCGCCUCCAACGGCUUCUCCUUCGGCUCCUCCCACCAGAACUGGAAGGCCAUUAAGGCCUUCUGUGACGGGAACAACCUCCUCUUCAUCCCCAGCGUCGGACCCGGUUACAUCGACACCAGCAUUCGACCGUGGAACAACCACAACACUCGCAACAGGGUGAACGGCCGCUACUACGAGACGGCUCUGCAGGCGGCACUCAACGUGAGGCCGGAGAUCGUCACCAUCACGUCUUUUAACGAAUGGCACGAAGGGACGCAGAUAGAGAGGGCCAUGCCUAAGAAAACCGUGACUCGUGUGUACUUGGACUAUCAGCCGCACGGACCUGAACAUUAUCUGGAACUGACCCGCCGCUGGGCCGAGCAGUUCAAUAAAGAGAAGCAGCAGUGGCUGAUGUGAGCUUUAAACAGAAUAAUGCUCCACAGUAUCAGAGUGAUCAAAGUGGCAACAAGUGUUAAUUUUUGCAACUAAAACACAGUGUUCCGGGUCUUUUGGGAAAACGCCGAGAGACAUUUUUUGCUGAAUACUCAAUAGUCCAGGACUCUGAAAUGGGCCUGUCUUAUUUGUUCUCGUGCCUCUUAACCAAAAGCAAAAUGUGAAGUCUAUCUCUACGGUAUACAGUUUUUCUCUCAUCACUAAAAGGAUUUUAAAUGAGUUGACUGAGAUUGUUUUUUUGUUUGUGCAUGACUUGAUUUGUAUCAAUUCUCUUAGACUAAGGUGUGGAGUUGAACAUUUACUUGAAAAUUAUAUAGAAAACAAAUCACAUUUAUAUAAUAAGCUGGUAAAAAAAUCUAAAUUAAGAGCAUUCUUAGCCUUUAUGUGGAGUAACCAUACAAUAUAAAACUUUAAUAAUAAAAAAAAAGACAAAAAUCAUAUUCACAAGCUUUGGUUUAUGUCAAUCCACAAAGGAUCAAAUGCACCCUUACAGAUAUUGUCCCAUAGCAUCUCCAUUAUGUGCUUCGUGGAGUCUUCAGGAAGGUUACUUAACCUGUGGCAGAAAUUAUUUAAAUUGGUUGGUUUCCUGACACUGAUCUGGCUAUUGAGCCUAGUCCAAGUGAGCAAAAAUGUGGCCUGAAAAAUUAUGUGCUGCUCUGAACUGCAGCGACACAGCACAGUUGAUUAAAGUGGAUUGGCAUUAAAAAAAAAAAAAAAAAGUUUUAGGAGCAGAUUUUCACUGAUAAAUAGAAAUCUUCUUUAAAUUGAGAAUGUUGAGUACAAUACAAAUUAUUUAUAUUUGAUCAAAAACUUGAUAGUAUUUCUCAUUAGAAAUAUAUAAUUUAUGGCUCACAUGAGUCAAUAUGAGACUAUGGCUAACAUUUGAACACUGUACAGUGUUGAGGGGUGACAUCAUCAUGGUGUGGGUUUUACUUCCAGACGCAUAGAAAAGUGAAAAAGGACUUCUUUCAAAUUCUUGAAUUUCACCUCAGCUUAACAGAUAGAAGACUGAAACUUGGACAUAAUGGGGUAUCCCAACAGGGUAAAUGAUCCUGAACACAUAAAAAACCUGUAUUGGGAGGCACAAAGCAGAUCAGGGAGUAGCCAUUUCAACAAGGACCUCAGUAUUGUUAAAAAAACGAUGUGUUGACUUUGUGCCAGGAAACCAAUCACAUUAAAUAAACCCUAAUUCUGCCAAGAAAAGUGGUGAAACACUCCACUACAGUUAUGCCAAGAGAAUGUCGAUGGCUACUAAACAUAGCUGGACGGACAGUUUUUCUAAUAUUAGUGUGCAUGUAAGAAAGAAAUGUUUUAAUUAUUGGAGAUCAUCUCUGCCACCACUCAUGUAUGACGACUGAGAGGUAAUUCACCUCGAUUCCACAUCACUUCUGGUUUUUCUUCAUGUUAGCAGAGAGACCUGCUGCCCUGCAUUUACCUGAUGGUUUUCUUUUCCACCAAAACAGAUAAAUAGGUGAAUUGAUCAGCAGUUUCUGCUGAAUGCAGACAGCGACACUAAUCAACCUGGAUUGGAGGUGACAUAACACAAGAAUAUCAUCAUCAGUUCAAUUCAAAUUCAAAAACACUUCAUUCAUCACCGAGGGUAAUUUAAUUGUUCCUCGGGUAAGUAAAGCUCAGUUAAAGUGUGAUUUCACCAAAACAUCUAUAAAUAUUUUUAUCUUCUAUUCAAGAAAAGAAAAAGAUGCACAAGACUAACAGUGCCUUUUACUUAGCAAAAGGAAAUUUAGUAGCUUAUCAGUGUUAAAGGGUUUUUUGCAAAAGAAAAAAAAAAUUGGCCAAGGACUUUGUUAUCUGUUAAAGGGAAUCUUUCUGAAUCAGCUGUUUGGGCCAACUUUAGUUUGGCUCUUUAGUGUAUUGUUGACUGAUUUUCCACAAGGACAUCAUCAUCUACACCUGAUGUAUGUAACACCUUCUUGUGAACUUUUAAAGUAAUCAUGAGUAAUGUACCUCCAGAUUGUCUAAAGGCCUUUCAUACUUUUAGUUUACAUGUUUUUAACUCAUACACUCCAGAAGGUUUGGCUGUUUACGGUUGAAACACUAAACUCUGUCCUAAAAAUCCCUCUGGAAUAAAAUUCCUCUUAACACAUUAA